UUUCAUUGACAUCCGAUAGAUGUCGCACUUGUUAUCAAUCGUGUAGUAUUGCACGCGGUAAAUUUUCGUAGCGUGUAACAUGCCAUUAUAUUAUUUGCUGGUAUCGAAUAAGUUUACUUGAUAAUUUUCAACUUGAUACGAUUAAUAACUCGAUAAAUUAUACACGAUGGAUUAUCAAGAAGAGCAACGAAACGAAAUCGAGGCUUUGGAAUCAAUUUAUUGUGGAGAAUUGGAAAUUUUAAAUACAGAGCCAUUCUAUUCGUUCGCUAUACCGAUUAAAACAGAGGAGUAUGAACCUGAAACAGACAACGGUCUGAGUUGUCGAUUAGAAUUUACUUAUACGUCAGAAUAUCCAGACAAAGCUCUUGUCGUUUCAAUACAAGAUCCAGAGAACUUUGAGGAAGGUAGUGGGGAGGAAUUGACUGGACAUUUGAUCGAACAAAUAAAUGAAAAUUUAGGAAUGGUAAUGGUCUUUACGUUGGUCAGCGCAGCACAAGAAUGGAUGAAUGUACAAUGGGAUAAAAUAAAAUUACACAGGGAAGAGUGUGCCGCUUUAAAACUUAAAGAGGAGGAAGAAGCUGAAAGAAAAAGAUUUGAAGGAACCAGAGUUACCGUAGAAACCUUCUUAAGCUGGAAGGAAAAGUUCGACGAAGAAAUGGGAUACACUAAGAGAAGAGAAAUGGCAGAUCGAGAAGGAAAGAAAUUAACAGGAAGAGAAUUAUUCAUGACAGAUAAGACUUUAGAUCAAUCUGACCUUAAAUUCUUAGAUGAUGGAGAUGCAGUGAAGGUAGAUGAAAGCUUAUUUCAAAAUCUGGAUGAUCUCGAUUUGGAGGAUAAUGACGAGGAUGAUCCUGAUUAUGAACCAAAUAACUCUGACAAUGAGAGUGCCUAAAAGAAAUCUAAACUAAUCGAUUGUAUAUUUCAUAAAUUAUUGUAUUCUAAAAUGACCAUCAAUAAGUUCAUGCGAUAAAAAUACUUACUAAAUUUGUCGAACUUAAAAUUCUAAUGUUUAAGAUCAAUUUUAAGUAUCGAUAUUUAGUGGGUUUGGAAAACAAAUAACUUGUACGCAUCAAACGUACCACUGAGAGGGAGGUGUAACUCUUUAAAAAAGAAGAAAAAGAAAUGAUACAUUUUUUCCAAACGAUUGGUGCUGCGUUCCCAUAAUAUAUACAUAUAUAUAAUUAAAAGUUUUUAUCAGAUGAAUGAUUGAUACAAAGAGAACAAAUGAGAGAUGGUUGGUCGAAUACGAUCGAAAUAAUUUUUAUAAGUAUGUAAAUAGAAAUUUUCGUUUCAUAAAACACUUUGUUUACUAAAUGUUCGUUUAUUUUCUCAAUUUUCAUCGGCUAGUUUCUUCUUUUUUUUUAAAUCUCUUGUAUUUAAGAAUGUAGGUAGAUUAAUAUGAUAGAAUACUCAUCGAUAUUAUUUAACAUUUAGAAUUUAACAUUUAUUUAUAGCGUUGAAACAAUAUAGUUUACGAUUUUAAUGAGUAAGAUGUUUACUCUUUUACCAUUUUUCUUCUUCUUCUUCUUCUUCGUAUUAUUUGAGACAAGAAACAUUUUAAUACACAAUAGGAAAAAUUUAAUCGAAAUAAAGUAAAUAUAUAUAUAUAUAUACCUAGAUAGAUAUAUUUUCUUUAACUUGCGAAAAUUGGCAGUAAUUGAGGUCUAUUCGAUGUUCAAUCGAUUAAUUUCUAUAUUUUAUUUGUUUGUUUGUUUGUUUCGUUUUCAGAUACAACGUAGGAACCCUUUGACAAAAUGUCCAGCUUAUGAAUUUUUAAAUAUUGACAUUUCUUUGCAUUUUGUUUCUUUUUUUUUUUUUUUGUGGUUUUAUCUU
Molecule: messenger RNA, 1833 nt
Organism: Polistes canadensis
Lineage: Eukaryota; Metazoa; Arthropoda; Insecta; Hymenoptera; Vespidae
Product: RWD domain-containing protein 1
Exons: 4
Coding region: 167-892 (241 amino acids)
Biological process (GO): cytoplasmic translation
Molecular function (GO): protein binding
Source: RefSeq, a predicted model, not a curated record